AAGACAAAUGUCCAUUUCUAGGCAGUUCCAGUGAGCUUUUCUCCAUUAAUCAUCACCCUCCUAAUUAAACAUUUGAAAUAGCUAUGAGACUCUUCAUAAUAGCCAACUUCUCCAUCCUACUCUUUUGGUUUGGAGCUUCCACUCUCACUCUCACUCUCACUCUCCUUUCAUUUUUCUUCUAUGUCUUCCUCUUCGUAACAAGUUACUACCUCGUUCCCGGAGGCUCUGCAUGGUCCGGUUACGGCCAUGCCAUGAAACUUCGAGGACCGGUAGGGUGGCCCGUAUUGGGUUCCAUACCCGAGCAAAUGAGCUCUCUUGCUCAUCGUAGACUAGCCAGCAUGGCAGCUUCGUUGGAUGCAAAGAGACUCAUGGUGUACAGUCUAGGCGUGACUACGCGUGUCAUCAUUAGCAGCCACCCGGACACUGCUAAGCAAAUCUUAGGAGGGUCUUCCUUUUCCGACCGUCCUAUUAAGCAAUCCGCUCGAGCACUAAUGUUCAAGCGCGCCAUAGGGUUUGCUCCUUCCGGGGCGUACUGGCGCCACCUGCGUAGGUUAGCAGCAGUCCACAUGUUCUCGCCUAAAAGAAUUGCCGGACUGGAAGGGCUAAGGCAGAACGUGGCGGACCAAAUGGCGGUGAGGGUGCAGGAGGAGAUGGAGGAGAGGAGAUUUGUGUUGGUGAGAGGAAUAUUGCAGGUGGGUUCUAUGAAUAACAUAAUUGAGAGUGUUUUUGGGUUAGGGUUAGAGGAUGAGGAGGGUAGUAGUUCUGACUUGACGUUGACUCUGCAUGACAUGGUCAAAGAAGGGUAUGACUUAAUUUCUAGGUUUAAUUUGGAGGAUUAUAUUCCUCUGAGGUUCUUGGACUUCUACGGUGUGAAGAGGAAGUGUCACAACUUGGCGGCUAAGGUUAAGAGUGUGGUGGGUGAAAUUGUGAAGGAAAGAAAAAGAGGAGGAGAUUUUAGUGGCCGGAGUGACUUUCUCAGUGCUCUGCUAGCUUUGCCUGUGGAGGAUCAGUUGAGUGAUUCAGACUUGGUUGCUGUUCUGUGGGAAAUGAUAUUUCGAGGGACAGACACUGUUGCGAUACUUCUUGAGUGGAUUAUGGCAAGGAUUGCCUUGCACCAAGACAUCCAAGCCAAGGCACAAGAAGAGCUUAAUACAAUCGUUGGGAAUCACAGGAACGUGAGGGAUUCCGACCUUCCGAAACUGCCGUACCUUCAAGCCAUAGUUAAGGAAGUGCUCCGGAUGCACCCUCCGGGCCCAUUGCUAUCGUGGGCCCGUCUCACGGUGCAUGACGUCCACGUUGACAAGGUUCUUGUGCCUGCUGGCACAACGGCCAUGGUCAACAUGUGGGCUAUAACCCAUGACCCGGCCAUCUGGAAGGACCCGUGGGUGUUUAAACCUGAGCGGUUCAUUGAAGAGGACGUGUCGAUAAUGGGAUCGGACCUUAGGCUUGCGCCCUUUGGCUCCGGCCGUAGGGCAUGCCCGGGAAAAGCGCUAGGGUUAGCUACAGUGCACUUGUGGCUUGCAAGGCUUUUGCACCAGUUCAAGUGGCUUCCGGCGGUGCCCGUAGACCUUUCGGAGUGCUUAAUGCUGUCUAUGGAAAUGAAGAAACCACUCACCUGCCGUGUUAUCCCGCGUUGUGGCCUUACAAGCUAACGAGCCAGAGGAGAUUAUUAUGAAUGAAUAAGGAAAUCAAAUACAUGAUGCAUAUAUAUAUAUAUAGUAAGAUAUGCAAAGAAUGUAAAAUAUCUAGUGUGACAAUUAAGAUUGAUAUAGCUAAGUUGUUUGCAUACAUAAUGUAUCUGUAAAAUGUUGCUUUUUUAACUAUAUAUAUCUAUAUGAAAUCUGGUUCAGUAGUUUCUGUAAUUC
Messenger RNA from Fragaria vesca subsp. vesca, 1865 nucleotides. RefSeq names its product cytochrome P450 78A4-like. The record is from RefSeq and is a predicted model, not a curated record. Lineage: Eukaryota; Viridiplantae; Streptophyta; Magnoliopsida; Rosales; Rosaceae. The coding region runs from base 84 to 1652 and encodes 522 amino acids. The transcript is spliced from 2 exons. Gene Ontology annotation, molecular function: monooxygenase activity; heme binding; oxidoreductase activity, acting on paired donors, with incorporation or reduction of molecular oxygen.